This is a messenger RNA of Euleptes europaea (tarantolino), 444 nucleotides long. RefSeq names its product sperm acrosome membrane-associated protein 3-like. Gene Ontology annotation, molecular function: lysozyme activity. Bases 1 to 444 code for a protein of 147 amino acids. The transcript is spliced from 4 exons. NCBI's taxonomy places the organism in Eukaryota, Metazoa, Chordata, Lepidosauria, Squamata, Sphaerodactylidae. The record is from RefSeq and is a predicted model, not a curated record. Gene Ontology annotation, cellular component: acrosomal vesicle; sperm flagellum. Gene Ontology annotation, biological process: fusion of sperm to egg plasma membrane involved in single fertilization.
AUGAAGGUUCUGCUGCUAUCACCCCUUAUCGCUUGUCUUCUGGUUAAAGCCCGGGGCAAGAUCUUCAAUCGCUGUUCCCUGAUCGCGACGCUGCAGCUUUCAGGAUUGGAAGGGUACGAGGGCUACAGCUUGGCCGACUGGGUCUGCCUGGCGUACUUUGCGAGUGGCUUCAACACAGCCAAAGUGACGCACAAUGCAGACGGCAGUUCGGAAUACGGCAUCUUCCAGAUCAACAGCCGUCUCUGGUGUUCUGACCGCCACAGCUCCACGAAGGACCAGUGCAAUAUAUCAUGCCGUGAUUUGCUCACUGAUGACAUUAUUGAUGACAUCAAAUGUAUGAAGAAAGCUGUGGUGGAAUCUGAAGGCUUGGGUGCCUGGAUGGGCUGGAGAGAUCAUUGCCGGGGCAGAAAUAUGAAUUACUGGCUCAAUGGCUGCGACCAAUGA